AUGGAGGGACCACCAAGCCCCACCAAGCCCCGCUCCGAGGGGAGCAGGGCAGGGACCUUUGCCUGUGUCACGGGGGCCUCAGCACGGCACGGCACGUUUGGGCACCUGACCGGAACCACCGUGCCCAAAGCCGAGCCCCGGGUGGGGGAUGACGAUGGGGAGGCAGCGCCGGCUGCCCGGGCACGCGGGGAAUGUUUUGGCAGCUCCCAGGGAUGCUGCCCCUCACCCGAGCCCUGGGCGCUGCGCAGUCCCGGGGGGGGAGAGGCUUAUCCCGCCGGGCUCCUGCGGGCAGCAGCGCCCCAGCCCCGCGGGGGGAUUAUCACCGCGGCCCCCCCUGCCCGCAGCCGGCCGGGGGGAGAUAAGGGACGCCCGAGGGGGGUAAAAACAACGCCGGGCGCGCAGGGCCGGAGCGGGGCGGGCAGGGCCGGGCCGGCGCCCCCCGGCCGCCAACGACCUUGGGGUGCGCGGGGACGGCGCGGCCCGACGCCCCCGCACGGGGCGGCCCCGGGGGACCCCACCCAUGACCGGCCUCCCCCCCCGCCGGCCCGGGCCGCCCCCCCCGCGGGGCCCACAGGGAGCCUUGGCCGGGCGCCACGACCCCACCCCUUCCCCCGGGCGGGCGGGCGGGCGCCGCAAUGGAGGCCGGGGGGAGGCGGGGGCGGGGGGCGCGGGGGGGAGGAGGGGGGGCGAGGUCCCUGCGGCCCCGCGGGGGCGGCGGGGCGGGCGGGGGUCGCGGCGGGACCGGGCCCGGGCGGGGGUCGCGGGCCCGGGCGGGGGGGCCGCGCAGGCCCCGCCGCGCCCGUCCCCGGCCACCCCGCGCGGCGCCCGCCAUUGGGCCGGGCGGCGGCGGGCGGGGCGGGCGCGCUGGGCGGAGGGCGCGCCCCGAUUGGCCCCGCCCGCUGCCCAUCAACACGCCUCCCGCUCGCAGCGCUCGCGGGGGCCGCCGGGAAGCGCAGUCCACUCGCCUACCGGCACCUGCGGCGCGGCGCCGCCGAGGGACUACAACUCCCGGCAACCCCCGCGCCGCGCUCCCCCCCACUCCUCCCCGCUCCCAACCCUUCCCCCCCCCUCCGCGACCCCCCCAGCACGGCCCGGCCAAGUACAACGUAUACGGAGGGGCGCGCCCACCCCUCAGUUCCGUACCGGGCGGGGGCCGAGCGGUCCGGGCGAGCGGAGCGGGCCGCGCCGUGCCGAGGCGGGCGGGCCGGGCCGUGCGGGCGGGCGGAGCAGGCUCUGGCCGCCCCGCGGGAGCUGCUCGCCGAGGCCCGUAUGCGGCUCCUUCCUGCUCCGGCCGGGGCCGCCCCGCUCUUAAAGGGGCCGCGCGCCGCCCCCCCGCCCGCCGCCCCCCCCGCGGGGCGCAGCCGCCUCUGGCCGGGGGGGGGCGCAGCGCGGGGGGGGCUCGGGGGGGGCGCGCGCGGGGGAGACCCCAGGGGGGACGCGGACCCCCCCCCCCUUCCAGCGCGGGACAGCGCGAGCGGGGACACGCGUGUCGCACCGUGUCACCUCCCACAUGUGUUAGUGUCACACACACGGACCCCAGACCCACGCCUGUCGCACGGUGUCACCUCCCCCCGUGUGUCUGACGGACCCCAGACCCACGCGUGUCCCCCUGUCCCCACCCACUCGGGUCCCCCCUCGGGCCCCUCCCCGCGUCACCCCACGCUGGUGUCGCCUCCCCACGCCCCCCGCCCCUCCAUGUCCCUCCCCGGUCACCUCCCCGAGGCACCACGUGCCGCCCUCGCUGUCCCCAAUGUCCCCGCAGCCCCUCCCCGCCACUCGUGUCCCCCCCGGCCGCUGGGGGACGGGGACACGGAGCCCAAGGUCACGGUGGGCUCGGAGCCAGCCCGGCAAGGACGGGAGCGGCGCGGGGGACACGGGGACACGGGGACACGGGGACACGGGGACACGGGCGUGCUGUCCCCACCCGGGCGGGGCCGGGCCACCCCCGGCUCGGCUCCCCCUCCCAAAAUAUGA
Melozone crissalis (California towhee) is the source of this 1974-nucleotide messenger RNA. RefSeq names its product basic proline-rich protein-like. Bases 1 to 1974 code for a protein of 657 amino acids. The transcript has 5 exons. The record is from RefSeq and is a predicted model, not a curated record. NCBI's taxonomy places the organism in Eukaryota, Metazoa, Chordata, Aves, Passeriformes, Passerellidae.